AGUCAACUUUAAUCCAACUCCAGUCCGCCUCUCUGACGUAAACCGAUCCUCCACUCCAUUUUAAUCCAACUCCAGUCCAUUUUAAUCCAGCUCCACUCCAUUUUAAUCCAAGUCCAGUCCGCUUUAAUACAACUCCAGUCCACUUGCGUAGAAAGUCCGGUUUGGUUGGAGAGGUGUGAAUGUGUAAUAGACCAAAAUAGCGAACUCUUGUUUGCCUACAAACCUCGGUCUGGGUUCGGCUGAAGUGAACUCUGGUUCGGUUUGGAUGCCUAUGUGAACGCCAAGCGGAGCAGAGACCGCUCCAAAAGCAGGAAGUGGACUACAGAGCAGGGCAUUCUGGGUAGAUACAGCCCAAAUAAAGGUGCUAGCUUAGGGCUAGCCGGAGAAAUGACUUGUGGUUUUUAGCCAAAGACUACAGAGAAAUCCUCUAAUCGCUAAAAUCUAAAUUGUUUCAAGAAAGGAAGUUGCUCUCAGUGUCUUCAGAGGUUUUCAUGUCGUUUCCUUCAGUGGCUCUUCAGUUUCCUGCAGCCUCCCGCCAUGAUGCUGCCACCACCAUGUUUCACUGUGUUUAUUCAGGGUGAUGUGCAACAUUUCCUCUGCACCUUUUUUAUUGACUCAUAUACGUCUUUAAAUUGGACUGCUUAUGCUUUUCUUGCAUUUUACUGGGUAUUAUUUGUGCGCACCACACUUUUCAGAUUUUGUUUGUCUAUCUUUACAUUUUUGUUCGACCUUUUGCCCUACUUUUUGCAUGCGGUGCGUUACAAACUUCCAGGUGAAACUGCAGGAAUUUUCAGUGAACACUUUGAACAGUUUUCCCUUCUUUCGCCUCUCUGACGUAAACCGAUCCUCCGUCUCUUUCAACCUCGGCUUCGUCUCCAGAUUUUUAAAUUCCUACGCCAUCUGUUCUCCAUUUGCAUCGCCUCCCUCCUCUUCGCUUCAGCAGAUACAGAUGUGGCUUGUUUAUUGAAAGCUGAGCAACAGGAAAUACCCCAAAUCUUUGGGGGCCCCUGCCAGUGGAGGCCAACAGAAACAUAAGAAUGCGAGCUGCGCGCGCAAACGGCCAAAGUUUCUGUUUAUGGUCACAGAUUAAAAAGUGGAGCGGUGAGAUCUAGAGAGCCAGAAAAGGAAAGACAAGAGGAGGAACAGGUCUGCUUUUGGCCUCUUUUCCUCUCAGGAAACGCAUCCUGUUGCUGGCUGGCUCUGGCGUGUUUGUUGCACAUGGGAGAAGGAGGACUUUCGCAAACGCCCCCCUGCUCUGCAGACAAAAGAAUCCAGCAGGCCGUGACGUCUGCGACGGGAUUCUUUUUUAGACGCUCAAACACACAAACCCGUUUUUUUUUUUUUAAAUUGAUCCUGGAGGAGGGCACGUGCAAACUGAUGAGCAGCACAUUUCAACUCUGACCUACAAACGGAGAGGACUCCUUGUUCCAGUCGACUCAGAAACCGUCCAGAAACCGUCCAAAGAUUUAUUUUAAAAACAUGCAGCUGCUUUGCAGAAACUAAACAAAAAAACAAAAAGUGGGAAAAGUGCAAAGCAGGAGCGUCAAAACAAACGGGCAGAUUUAAGUGAUCGUGAAGCUGCAGCCGGUGGAAGGAGGUGGAAUGGACCCCGGUGCCGGUUGGACCAACCCGCAGGUACCAGCGCUGCUGUCCGAGGAGGAGGGCUGAGGAUCCGUCGCCACGACAACCGGCUCCCGGAUGACGAUGAAUGGAGAUGUUCUUUAGCUAAAGCGACACUCCUGUGACAGCUGGACGAAGCAGAGGAAGUGGAGGACGGCGGCGGAGCGGUGGCGGGCGUUGGGCGUCGCAUGGCCGUGCGCAGGCUGGUGGCGGCGGCGGCGGCGGUGGCGCUGCUGUCCCUGGUGCUCAACAACGUGGCGGCCUUCACGCCCAGCUGGGUCCUGCAGGCGCUGGAGGACGGCCGCAAGCGCAGCGUGGGGCUGUGGAGGACGUGUCCCGCCGAGCGCGGACGCGACGACCUGCAGGCGGCGGGCCGGGGGCACGGCACGCAGAGGCACUGCACCGCCAUCGGCUGGGGGUCGGAGUUCGCCGGCUACCAGGAGUCCCGCAGCACCGUCAAACUGCAGUUCAACAUGAUGCGAGCGUGCAACCUGAUAGCGACGGUGGCGCUGACGGCCGGCCAGCUCAUCUUCCUCCUGGGCCUGAUGGAGCUGCCCUUCGUCACGCAGGAGUCCCAGUGGUGGGAGGAGGCCAUCGCUGCGCUCUUCCAGCUAGCCAGUUUUGUGCUGGUGAUCGGACUGGUCACGUUCUACCGGAUUGGGCCCUACACACACCUGUCCUACUCCUGCUACGUGAACAUCGCAGCCUGCCUGCUGGCCACCAUGGCCGCCGCCAUGCUCAUCUGGAACAUUUUACACCGGUGGGACGACUGCCUCGCUCCGCGGCUCAUAAUCUUCCGUCCCCCGCUGGCCUCAGCUUUUCAUCCGCGGCUGGACAACGAGUACGUAGAGUCGCCAUGCUGAGCGAAGCCAGGCGGGGAAAUGGACUGAAGCGACGACACUGAGCUCUGAAAAGCUCCUAUUAUAUCUUGGCUGCUUGUCUGUAACGGGACUCUAAAGACAAGGUGCAUUUCUGUGGACAAACUUGUUUUUGCAGCUUUACAAAGUUUUUCCUUUGAAUAUAACAGAAUUAUUUUUGCUGCUUAAAGCACAUAUUUAUCCAAAAUACCACGAAGCAGCCAAAACAUACAUUUAUACUGUAUGAAGUCCUAUAUAAGCACCCUAAGGUGAGCUUACUGGUUGCCAACAUUGAGUUUGGACAUGAACUGUCUUCCAUACGACAUCUUUAUUAAAAGAUCAAGCUGGAACUUGACCUGAUUUUGUUUUGUUUAAUCGCACUUAGUGAAUGGUCCCUUACAUAAUUAUGAAUUGGGAAUAACACCACAUUACCUCAUAUUGUCUCCAUCACUGAAAGUGCAUAAAA
Messenger RNA from Poecilia reticulata (guppy), 2943 nucleotides. It is a transcript of the gene tmem204, whose product is annotated as transmembrane protein 204. The record is from RefSeq and is a predicted model, not a curated record. Lineage: Eukaryota; Metazoa; Chordata; Actinopteri; Cyprinodontiformes; Poeciliidae.